AGAUAUAAUUCUUUUUUGUUUGAUAUUUAAGUAUCCGGAUUUGGUUGGUUUCCUUACAUUUCCCAGUUAGAUACGGUCGAAAUAAAAUUAAAAAUGAAAGUUCUCGUUGUAGCUCUUGUGGCUGUUUUAGCAACCGUUAACGCUGAUGCUGACAAUGACAUCAGGCUGGCGAGGCUGUUUAUUGGCUGUUGCCAGAAGGCCAUAAUUGGUGGGAUCCCUUCCAUCCCUAUUCCGGACCACAAUCCAUUGGUUAUUCGAAAUUUUACCUACAGUGGGUCAGCCCUUUUAACUAAAUACAACAUCUCCGUCACCAACAACAUCCUCAACAACCUGGUGAACUUCACCUUCCCAAACAUCACCGCCGUGGACUACAGCGAUCCAGAGCGCGUAGCCUACAACUACGACCUCUACUGGCCAAUCUUAAACUUCACCGGUAACUUUGAGGUAGACAUCAAAGCGCCCUUGGUGGACCAAUCGCUCGUCGGAACUUAUAACAUCAUCAUGAGGGAAAUCCAUUGGACCGGUCUCUUCAACUUAACCAAGCCGGGACAAGAGAAUGUCACAAUGAACCUGGACGAUUUCACUUUGAACUCGGCCACUGAGUCAGUAUCAGUUGAUAUCGAGGGGAUCAACAGCGUAACAGCCGCAGUGGUUGAGACAACUUUAACGGACGGACUCUGGCUGUUGAUGAACAAUUUUCCAGCCGCUGCCGGGGAAUUCUUGAGGACCGAGAGGUUCAACGGGUUCUGGAUCAGCCAUCCAGACAGGCUGCUCGCCAUCAUUGACAAUUGUAAUAAGACCGAGUUGUACUUUUAGAGUGUUUUAGAGAAUAUAUAUUUUUUCAACCUUA
Anthonomus grandis grandis is the source of this 850-nucleotide messenger RNA. RefSeq lists its product as uncharacterized. NCBI's taxonomy places the organism in Eukaryota, Metazoa, Arthropoda, Insecta, Coleoptera, Curculionidae. The coding region runs from base 94 to 816 and encodes 240 amino acids. The transcript has 5 exons. The record is from RefSeq and is a predicted model, not a curated record.